ACUAAAAGAAAUUCUGCAGACACAGGAAUUAGGCACUGUGACUUUGAAAAAGAUGACAGAACUUCUGAAAAUGUUAAGUAUUGGCCAAAAAAACCUCAUGUCUAUGUUUAAAAUUAAUUCUCAGAUUAGAUUAAAUGGAAAGAAGGCCGGAAUACACUAUGGUCAGCGUAAGCAUAGGGCAUGCUUGGGGGUGAUAGGAACUGGGGACCGACCACCAAAUAGUUCUGCCCUGUGGAGCAAAGAGCCGUUCCCAGCACUCCCAACAGUGGUUUGCACAGGAAACAGUGCCAAGAGGGCCCAUCCAGCCAGGGGUUCUGCGAUCUAAGGGAAGGGUGAUUCCUACAGGUCACAGAGACCGCAGAACCCAGAUUCACGGGCUCAGCCCCUUGAAUGUGGGGCCAAACACAAGAGAACACUAAAGUGAAUUUCUUCUGAGGAAGGAGUUUGAGAAGGAGCAGAACCCAGACCAUGGUGGAGACUCCUGAGAGCGCCGCCUCCUGAAGCACCAGCGCUGGAUCUGACCCCGCACCCCACGCCUCUCUCGUCCCCUCCCCUGCCGCAGACAAUCCACAGGCUUCCACCUGCACGCUGCACCUGCUGCUCUUCAGCUUUUCCAACCUGCCCUGCACUCUGGAUCCUUCUCCAUCCCCUCCUGAAUCGUCAGCUGAGGGGUUGCAAACCCUCUGCCGUGGAUUUUCUGAGGAAGAGGUACCCGAGUUAUUCUGUCUUGGUUUGCACAGGAGACAAUGCCCCACCAGAGUCCCUCAUGUCAGUGAACUGCUGGCCCUGUAAUGUCCGUGCUGCAAUGCGACUUUGCCUCUGGGACUCUCCGGGCCUGAAGGACCCCCUGCGGGGCCCUCUGAAGGUCCGCCCUACCACCGCCCCAGAAACAACACUCAUCGUGCUUGUUGGUGCUGGGGUCCUCUUGGCCGCAGCCUUGUUCCUGUCCCACCCUACAUGCUGUGCUCCAGCAUCUGUAGCACUGAGUCCCAGGCGCACGAGCCUGACACAGGCUCCAUCCCAUGAACAGGAAACGCGAAGAAAACCCUUGAAAGUGGUUAGAGAAAACAGCAUUUUAAAGGAAGAGCGAAGGUCUGUUACUUCUCUUCCCGAAACAUAGCAGCCAGAAGCGGUUGAAAGAAUGUUUGUCAGCGCUGACAGAAAAGAUCAUCCCAGGAGACUAUCAGUGGCCCAGGAAUCCUUAAAGAUGGAGAGGCAAACUACAUAAAUACAGAGAUGAAAGGGAGUGAAAGAAAGCUCGGACAGCUCAUCACAUAGCUCAUGCUGUAAAACUGUGUGAAAGGAAUUUCUUCAGCACGAAGGUAAAUAGCAGGAGAAGGAUGUAACUUCAAGAAAAAAGAAAGAAAACCAAAUGAAUGGUUUGUGGAUAAACAUGAUAGUUUAUUUUUUUCCCAUUAAAGUUCUUUAUUAUAUGUGAUGCACUUGAAUACACAAGUUAUGCCGUUCUUAUAAAGGUCACAUAUGAGACACAGAUUUCAUAAACACAGGAGAAAUAAUUCAUAUGUCUGGAAGGCUUCUGUGCUUUAUUUAGAAUCUACAUAAAUGGAAUUUGGAUUGUAAAAUAUUAACCCUAAUCUGACCAUGAAAGGAUUGGGGCACCUAGUAUUAUUUCCGGAAUGACCAAAACACAAUGAUAACCUGAUUCAAGAAAAAUGCAAUGACCUCAGUACUUAGAAGCUGUGAAUGAAGAACUGAGAACAUUCAAACACAGGUUUCUGUGAGCACACAACCUAAAUUUGUCCUGGUAAAAUGCCUAGGAAUGGGAUUGUGGGUCAUAGGUCCAGAGCCAUUUCUCUGCCCGUCCUGGUCUAUACCUCACCAUCUACCCAGCAGACCCUGGGGAGGACCAGGGCUUCUUUCCUGGCAGCUUUCCUCACCAAGUUCCCAGGCAGAGGGCAAGAAGAGGGGCCCAUACUGAUCCAGACACUUUCAGGUCAUGCCCGAGCUGCUCCGGUAAGAACCCUGAAUUCCCCAGCUGUCUCCCACUCUGCGGGCGAGGAACCAUCCCUGACGGAGCCUCCCACAGUACCUGAGGCUGUCAGCAGGGCUGAGGGACAACUGUGAUUGCUAUAGCUCAUUCCUCUUCAGACCUAUCACCCUCAAGCCUAAAGAAGAGCUCAUAAAACCUUAGUAGGUCCAAGGGACAGAUUCACAGCUUUUUUGCACAGGCUCUCCCUCCAGCAGCUUUGGCUCCCGCCCAUAACUUCCAUGAAUGGCCCUUCCUCCCAGGUGCAUUGCAAACACCAGUGGCUCUUUAAGGUUUGCCCACGUGCCUGCAUUCCUCCUUCCCUCCUGUGCUUCCUCCUGUCCCAGCAACAAAUUUUCACUGCCACUUCACCUGUGGAUGAGUCAACAUCUCCAAGUGGUAUAAUGCUCCUCCUGGCUUCUGGAAGACAAGGAUUCUGCAUGUCCUGAGUGCUCCUGUGAGUAGUUUCUGGGGCAAGCUUUGUCCCCCUGUGUCUCCCUGGAAGAGAACCUUCCCCAAGGACCCAACUGCUCGGGGCCCUCACCAUACCUGACCAGCAGCACCUCAGGGAGGCGCACCCCAUCCAGCCUCCCAUCUGAGGAUCAACUUGCCAGUCAUCCCACAAGCAUCUUGGGCUUUACAGGAGCAGUUUGGAAAAGCAUCUCCAAAAUGCUGCUCCUGGACCCUGAAGACCCCGUUUUUCCUUGCUGAGGGAUUCAUGCCCAGUCUGCAGGCCUGUCUUCAGAAAAAGCCGGUGCUCUCUGUGGACGGUUACUAGACACCUUGGAGCUCAGCCCACAGUACUGAGCAAACUGAUUGCCUAGGAGAAGGAAGUCACCCCCGUCCAAGUCCCCAAACAUACUUGUGCCCAUUGCCUGACAGUGAAAAUGAUGAUAACCACAGCAGAAAACUGGAAAGAGACCACAGUUAGGGAACAGCAGGCCCACCACAGGAGGGUCCCUGACGGUAUCGGGGGUCGGCUACUAUCUGCAUUUAAGCCCAUAGUGGGCCAGGCAGGCCUGAUUCCUUUUGUCCCAAGGCCUGGGCCUCUGCCUAGAAAGUUUCAUGGCCAGAGCUCCAGAGACAAAGCGGAACCCUGCCCGCAGCCCUCCCGUGUGAACUUGUUUACUCAGCGAAAUGCCAUCAGCAGCUCAUACAGCUCCACUGGAGGAUUUCCAGGACCACGCAGGAGGGGUCGGGCCACAACCCGCACCAGGCUGUUCCCCAAGUCCUCUAAGGAGCCAGCAGAGAAUGGCUUCCAGUCUCUGUGUUCAGUCCCAGAAAUUUCCAAGGAGACCAAGUAUGAGAAGACGGCAGAUGCAGCACCAAGGCAGACAAAAUCCUGGAGCAACUGGGUGCACACUACAGACAGUGCUGGGUCAGGAAAACGCAAGAUUCCUCUGCUACAACACAGGCGAGGGGACCCCCUGCUUCUGCCGCCACCUCCCAAACUGAGUUAUCGAGUCACUGCUGAGCACAUAGGCCGGGAGAAGGAGGCAGCAUUGCAGCGCAUCAACAGCACGCUGAUGGGUAAGUCACAGGCUCCCAAGGUCAGCAACACCACACAGCCUUCCUGCUCUCCUCCCCUGCCUGCCUCUGGAACUGCUCCUUCACCUAGUGUCCCUACAGUGCCCUGCAAAGAGGCAGAGAAAAGGGAGCACGUAAUGGAGCAGGACUCCCUGGGCCCAGGGGCCCUCCAGGCAUCUGCUGCUGUGACCAGCUCCCUGCAUCCUGGGUGUGGAAGGAAGCGCAGCACCUCGGCUGCCUGCCCCUCCUCCUCAGAAGCCCUUCCGGGCUCCUCCUUGCAUUCCACGGCCACAGCCUCAGGCUCCUCCUUGACAGCUGUUCUGUCUCCUGCUGCCUGUAAGGGUGACCUCAGGACAAUAACUCCUGCCGUGCCUGUGCCUUCCGCUGGCGAAGCCCUUUUCCACCAGAAGGAAAGGCAGGAGUACACCCAGGGGUCCCCUACAAAUGGGGAGGAGCCCGGCCCGUGGAGCCCCAGAGUUUCUGAAAGAGUAGCAGCAGGUGUCGGGUCUGCCUUCCCGGCUGUCCCCAGCACCUACAGGACGAACUCUCCGUCGUCCCCAAUGUGCGUAGAAGCUCCUGUCACUUCACCGAGCAGCUCUCCCAGAGCAGAUCCUGGUGCCCCAUACUUCACCAGUCUUUCAAUUCCUGCCUCUGCCCAGAGUGACAGAGCCUCAGCCAGCACAACUGACUUCUGGGUCACUGACAUGGACACCACACCUCCCCGGAGCCUCUCCUCCUGGGGUCUCCCGUUGGCUCAUGGGUGCUCCUUCCUUCCCCUCUGCCCAGGCGAUGUGACUCCCACUCCCCUCUAGUGGCAGCAGAGCCGCAGCCAGAGAUGUCUCCACUCUCAGCUUGGAGGUUCUGCCACCGGGCCACACAAGCAAAACGUCUUAUAGACAUAGUCAGCUUCCCACAGACUUAUUUGGCCAUAAAGAACUUUUCCAAAACAGAUCAUGUAUUAGUCCACAAAGCAACUCCUGUUGCAUUAAAAAAGAAUAAUUUCUUGCAUAUUAUCAGAUCAUGGUGCGGAAGAGAAACCAAAAGGAAAAGAAUCUACAAAAAUUCUCUUAAACAUAUGGCAAUUAAACAGCACACUAUUGAACCAGCAGUGGAAUACGAAGCCAACACAGUAUAGGGUGCCUCAGAAAGGAUGGGAGUGAAUAGAACAUUCACUUGGGACAGAAAGUGGAGGAGUCCAGCUGGGAGUGAGGAGAGACUGGUAGGGAUCAGAGACUGGUUCUACACAAAAAGAGUGAACAGAUUUGUCAUUGUCAAUGUGCUGAGAAUAAAGGAGCCAGCCUACCACCAAACAGCAUUGUUGGGUGGAUAUUCUUGUUGAAGUUGUAGAGUUUGCCCAGCAUGAACCAGGCCCUGAGUUUGAUCCCCAGCACUGAAAAAAAAAAAAGGAAAAGAGUUCUAGUCAGCCCUUAUUCGCUGAUACAAAAUAUAUCACAUGCACAGCUUUUCCGACAUUCCAGUCAUGGUUUGCUGCCGUGUGCCACAUUUACAUGAGGUGGGACCAGUCGAGGUAGUUUGAUACUAAAGAUCCCUUUCCCUUUUUUCCUGGGGCCUCUGUGAGCCUUUUUCACCUGCCCGCUCCCACCCCGAGGAGUUUGCCUUCAAUAAAUCAACAACCACCUCACUGCCUUUUCUGUGUGUUUCGUCAAAUUCCUUCUUCAGGACACCAGGCAUCUGGAAAGAAGUCCCCAGGAGUCCCCUGAAAAUAGUCUUUCUUGUUUUAUAUUAUAUACUACAUGUAUCACUGACAUUAAGAAACAAUAAUUAGGUUUCAGUUUUCAACAUACUUCUACUUGUUAAAACACUGUGAAGACAGCAGUUAUUAUAAUCUGACAUAGUUAUAAUUCUUCAUGAUUUUCCGUCUCCUGAA
Messenger RNA from Fukomys damarensis (Damara mole-rat), 5402 nucleotides. Its product is annotated as putative POM121-like protein 1. NCBI's taxonomy places the organism in Eukaryota, Metazoa, Chordata, Mammalia, Rodentia, Bathyergidae. Bases 2875 to 4326 code for a protein of 483 amino acids. The record is from RefSeq and is a predicted model, not a curated record. The transcript has a single exon.